Bombus impatiens (common eastern bumble bee) is the source of this 601-nucleotide messenger RNA. RefSeq lists its product as uncharacterized. The coding region runs from base 206 to 442 and encodes 78 amino acids. The record is from RefSeq and is a predicted model, not a curated record. The transcript has 2 exons. NCBI's taxonomy places the organism in Eukaryota, Metazoa, Arthropoda, Insecta, Hymenoptera, Apidae. Gene Ontology annotation, molecular function: chitin binding. Gene Ontology annotation, cellular component: extracellular region.
AUGUAUCAUGCGUAUGUUCGAUAAUGAAAAUAGAUGUGAAGUCGGCGAAAUAGUUCAUAUCGAGAUAACGUAUUAAAUUACGUUCUUUAUUUUUGCUUGCAUGAUGCAGUAUAUAUAAAAUCCAUUUCAUUGGCAAAUAGCGUACUUUGUGGAACGGAUUAGAGUAGAUUCAACAGAUUCGAGUAGCGAAUUACAGGCGGAAGUCAUGGCUGUUAUCAAGCUCUUUAUGAUCCUGCUGUGCAGCAUUCUUUGUAUCAUCUUCUUUUGUGGAUUAGUAGCUGGGGAAGUUUAUCCUUACCCAGGCGACUGUAGGAAGUACCAACAUUGCGAUGGUAGCGGUUGUUUCGUUUUGGAGUGUGGCACAGGCACGGAAUUUAAUCCAAACAUCGGCACCUGUGACUAUCCUCUCCAAAAUCGUCAGGAUUGUAUGCAACGUGGAUAAUUUGUGCAACAACAAUUUGAGAUAUUUAUAGAAUAUAUCGCCAUAUCAAAUGUAUUUCUUUUUUACGAACAAACGUACCAGCGAGAGAAUGUGAAGAAGUGAAACAAUUUAAAAAAGUGGAAUAAUUGAAUAAAAUUUAUUUUCAAUUCACAUCAUUAA